Messenger RNA from Grammomys surdaster, 5266 nucleotides. Its product is annotated as cytochrome P450 1B1. The record is from RefSeq and is a predicted model, not a curated record. NCBI's taxonomy places the organism in Eukaryota, Metazoa, Chordata, Mammalia, Rodentia, Muridae. The transcript is spliced from 3 exons. Gene Ontology annotation, molecular function: monooxygenase activity; heme binding; oxidoreductase activity, acting on paired donors, with incorporation or reduction of molecular oxygen. The coding region runs from base 598 to 2229 and encodes 543 amino acids.
GUUCCUAACAAAGCUGCCAGCUAUUGUUCCAGGACGGUCACAGCCCGCGGCGCGGACUUCCCACUGGACCACCCUGGGUCACCCUGAGCACGGACAUGAGAUCCAAGUCGCAGAUCUGUGGACUUUCGCAGUGCGUCCCGCCCCUCACGCCCCACCCCCUAAGGCCCCCGCUUCCUACAGUCUCUAUCCAGUCCUUAAAACCCCCUAGUAGAGGGAUGGCGCGUCGCCUCUGGGGUGCGAUGCAGACACCUCUGCGACGCCAGCUUGAAAGCCGCCUGCGGGUUGGGAUUUAAUUCCACUUUAUCAACUCCCAACCCCCACCAGUCUCAACCUCAACUCCAACUCCGUGAGAAAGCCCUGACUGCUGAGCCCCAGGUGCAGACUUGAGACACUUUUUUUUUCCAGUCCUUCAUCCUAAUCUAAGUUUAGGCUUUGACUGAGCCAAGAGUGGGUGCUAAAGCAGCGGGCCUCAGGUGUCUAGGCCUCCAGGUCCCUGGGGACUCUCAGGUUGAAGCCUCGCAGAGUCUGGGCAGAGGCUCCAGAGCGUCUCCCAGACCCCGGUGCUCUACACCGCGGGAAACCACGCUUCAUCGCAGCAUGGCCACCAGCCUUAGUGCAGACAGUCCACAGCAGCCGAGCUCGCUGUCUAACCAGCAGACCACUCUUCUGCUACUCCUUUCCGUCCUGGCCGCCGUGCACUUAGGCCAGUGGCUGCUGCGACAAUGGCGACGGAAACCGUGGUCCUCGCCCCCAGGUCCCUUUCCUUGGCCACUGAUCGGAAACGCGGCGGCUGUCGGUCAGGCGUCGCACUUGUACUUCGCUCGCCUUGCAAAGCGCUAUGGCGACGUUUUCCAGAUCCGUCUGGGCAGCUGUCCCGUGGUAGUGCUGAAUGGCGAGAAUGCCAUCCACCAGGCUCUGGUGCAGCAGGGCGGCAUCUUCGCGGACCGGCCGCCCUUCGCCUCUUUCCGUGUGGUGUCUGGUGGCCGCAGUCUGGCGUUCGGCCAUUACUCUGAGCGCUGGAAGGCGCAGCGACGCGCGGCCUAUAGCACGAUGCGUGCCUUCUCCACGCGCCACCCGCGCAGCCGCGGUCUCCUCGAGGGCCACGCGCUGGCAGAGGCUCGAGAGUUGGUGGCAGUGCUGGUGCGGCGCUGCGCGGGCGGCGUCUUCCUGGAUCCGAUGCAGCCGAUCAUUGUGGCGGUGGCCAAUGUCAUGAGCGCUGUGUGCUUCGGCUGUCGGUACAACCACGACGAUGCCGAGUUCCUGGAGCUGCUCAGCCACAAUGAGGAGUUCGGGCGCACGGUGGGCGCCGGCAGCCUGGUGGACGUGCUGCCCUGGCUCCAGCUCUUUCCCAACCCGGUGCGCACCACCUUCCGCAAGUUCGAGGAGCUCAACCGCAACUUCAGCAACUUCGUCCUGGACAAGUUCCUGAGGCACCGCGAAAGCCUGGUGCCUGGGACUGCUCCUCGAGAUAUGACGGACGCCUUCAUCCUCUCUGCCGAAAAGAAGGCGUCCGGGGGCCCUGGCGACGAUCCCUCCGGGCUGGACUUGGAGGAUGUGCCUGCCACUAUUACGGACAUCUUCGGAGCCAGCCAGGACACCCUUUCCACCGCGUUGCUGUGGCUUCUCAUCCUCUUUACCAGGUAUCCGCAUGUGCAGGCCCGAGUGCAGGCCGAGUUGGACCAGGUUGUGGGGAGAGACCGCCUGCCCUGCAUGAGUGACCAGCCCAACCUGCCAUAUGUCAUGGCUUUUCUUUAUGAAUCAAUGCGAUUCUCCAGCUUUUUGCCUGUCACCAUUCCUCAUGCUACCACCGCCAACGCCUUUGUUUUGGGCUACUACAUCCCCAAGAAUACCGUAGUUUUUGUUAACCAAUGGUCUGUGAAUCAUGACCCAGCAAAGUGGUCUAAUCCAGAGGACUUCGAUCCAGCCCGCUUCCUAGACAAGGAUGGCUUCAUUAACAAGGCACUAGCCAGCAGUGUGAUGAUAUUUUCAGUGGGCAAACGGCGGUGCAUUGGCGAGGAGCUGUCUAAGAUGCUUCUGUUUCUCUUCGUCUCCAUCCUCGCUCAUCAGUGCAAUUUCAAGGUUAACCAAAAUGAGCCCUCAAACAUGAGUUUCAGUUACGGCCUGACCAUUAAGCCCAAGUCGUUUAAAAUCCAUGUGUCUCUCAGAGAGUCCAUGGCGCUCCUUGAUAGUGCUGUUCUAAAGCUGCAAGCUGAGGAAGCUGGCCAGUGAGAGGCCGGAGGCAGGCAAAAGGUUUGAAAUAAACCCAUUUCAUUAGCCAGGGAGAAAAAUACAGAUUCCCCCCCACCCCAGCUUCAUUUUGGUUUCAGUUCUCAAAAGUGAAUGGAAAUCAAGUGGUCUGAAGGCGAGACAUGCUUACCAGCUCACGUUCCUCAUGGGCCUGUGCCGGAGUUCCUGGAAGUAUUUUGGAAUUGAAGAGUAAAGAACCCGAGGAAUUGGGGAUCUGUUUCCUUUUUCUUUUUUUCCAAUUAAACACAUGCGCACAUAUCCACAAGUAUGCACAACUAUCUAACAAAGUAUUUCAGUAACUCUGCCUUUUUGGGUAGAGAGGGAACUUCUAUGUGCAGAAAUUGGCUCCAUAGGAAACUGCAGUAAGCAAAGGCUUAGGAUAUACUCAAGAUUCAAAGACAAGUCAUUUCAGUGUAAAAUGUAAAGACCAGAAAUUCUCCUACUAGAAGACAGUUUGCUUAGAGAAAUGCUUCAACUUCUUCGUGGCCCUGGAUGAGGCUUUCUUUCUGCCUGUAGAUGUGUCCCCCACUUUAGAAUGGACCAUAAAGUCAGUUGCUCCCCAAGAAAAAGGAGAAAAAGAUUUGCCAGUCUAGCUUAAGUUUUCAGUGUUGGGACUGUAGUAAACUGGUCUCAGUAAUAAGUCUGAUAAACUAAAAAAAAAAAAAAGCCUCAUGUCACCAAAUAGUAUUCAAUGCAUAUAAAAAUUUACAUAAUUAUUCAUAAACAUUGUAUGAAUAUUAACUAUUCAAUCAGGAAAACACUUGAAUGAUAUAUUUCUUAUGUCAUACUGCAAAUCAAAAAGUAUAAUCAGUUGAAUGAAAUUUUCCCAAAUCCAGGAAAUGAGCCUGACUAAAUCACUCUGUUUUGACAUCAGGGUACCAAGUAACAGAAAGAUCUUUUCUUAUUUACAGUUCAUACAAGGGACAAAUCUCAAAACUAAACCAGCAAAACAUGUUCUGAUCUGGUAACUGUAGUUACAACACAGAUGCUUCUCUUGGAAUUGACCCCAUUAUUAAUAUGUUAAGAUUCCAAACACGUGGCUUGCUUCGAUUUUAAAUUACUUUAAAAUCUGUCUUGAUUGUUUCACUUCAGUUGAAGCUAGAGAAAAUAUGGUCAUUAUCCCACCCACAGAAGGUGACACACCUAACCUUUGCCUAAGGACAGAUACCAAAUACAAAAAUAAAUAAAUAAAUAAAUAAAUACAGGCCAUGAAUGUUCUGGGUGUUAAUAUUAGAGGCCACGUGUUAGGAAACUCAGUACAACUGGUAGUUGGUAGUUUCUUUUUAUGCAUUAUUACUAUUGCUGUUGUAGUUGUUUUUUGAGUCUUAAGGUCUGUGUGUGUGUUAAGUCAGAAUCUGAAGAUUGUCUUGGGAGGUUGUUUAGCAACUGCUUCUUGAGACAGCAGAACUGGCUAACAUUGGCUUUCUUAUUUAGGAUGGCACACUAGGAGCAGCUACUUCCUGGAGGCUGAGGGAGGAGAAGUAUAUGUAUUUGGAUUAUGUAAACCAACUGAAAGUCCUUUAAAAAGGGCUGGAUGAGUGGUGACAUGGGGACAGGGCCCAUGGGGGUUUCCCAUCUCUGUUUUCAUUGCAAUUAGAUGGAACAAAAGCAGCCCACAGCACGCAGAGAGCCUGCUGUCGGCUCUGUUUCAUUAGACUUCUUGGGAUUUGUGUAUCAAAAUUACAAAGGAAGGAGUGUGUGAUGCUCUUUGUGUGCAGAGGCCAGAAGCUGCAAGACAGAGAAAGCAAGAGCCAAAGAGAGAUGUCUAAAUGGUCCCCAUUCACCCCAAAUUAAUUUCCUGAACUAUAAAAUUUGAGGCAUGAAUGUUUAGAAAAAAAGGAGUUUCGAGUGGCGAGCCUUACCUUCCAGUGUCUCUUAAGAGUGGCUGGAGCCCUGGCCCUCGUCCUCUCUCUCCCCCAUUCACAUCCAUUUUGUAGUUGAAAAUUGAAUUAUUAAAAAUCUAACGUAAUCCUUAUUUAAAUUUCUCACAUCACGUCCCCUUGAAAGUGAAACACAGGUCACUUGUGUCAGUAUUUUAAAGGCCUUAAUUUCAACUACAAAAAUUAACUAUGCAAUAAUUUUUAAUUUUUUUCAGGCAUUUUAAAAGCAUGUACCUCAGUAAGGCUGGGGCAGUGAUUUGAGCUUCCAUGGCCUCUUUCUUUACUAUGAGAAAUUUAUAAUAGUGAAAGUCUUCAUGUACCAAUCAGGACUACUCAUUAAGCCAACCAGACCCAGAUGUUUUGUGAAUGUAAGAGUCAUUUUCAUCUGAUGUUUUCAGAAAAAGGAAAGUAAGGGGGUUACCUUUUUUAAUAUAUUUAGAACCUAGUCAAAGGAAGGAGGAUUCAAACCAGAAAAGAGUAAUACUUGUCAUAUUUGGAAGCUCUAGUAGAUUACUAGUUUAGUCAGAAAGCCUGCUUAUAUUUCUGCUACGGAGGGAACUUCUUUUGGUGGUCACCCUGUUCAUCAGAGUAUCCACCUCAGGUCAGGGCAGCAAAAGUAUGUUUUUAUUAAGUGCCUCAUUUGUAAAGCUUGGACUUUGUUAGAAUGCUGCUUCCCCUCCCCCCAAAAAAGAACCCAAAAAUAGAUGCCUCAGGUGCGUUUUAUGGAUUAAUCAAAAGAGUUCACGCCCCAGAACUUAGCCUUUACCUGUGAAAUCUUAGCACCCUCUUACGUAUUCUCACCAGGGCUGUACUUGAUGAAAUAGAUAAAUCACCAUGUAUACUAAUUAGUGUGUUUUUAGCUGUGGCACAAUUGUAUGAUAAAAGGUGUAUGUUACCAGGUGAUUAUAACUCAGCAAGAACCCCCUAUUUACCUUCUUCUUCUGUUUUUAUACUUUUUCAUAUAUGUUCUUAAUAUGUAUAUCGCUGACGCAGUGCACACAGAUCCUCUGCACACAGAAUGAACUAACAUGUAGCCUCUACCUUUGGAUAUACCAAAAUUUUAAAAUGUUCUGUCUUCAUCAUCUAUCAUGAAACAUUGAUACCUAAACAAUAAAAUCCACUGUCAUAAUUCUAUGAAA